Fusarium falciforme is the source of this 930-nucleotide messenger RNA. RefSeq lists its product as hypothetical. Gene Ontology annotation, molecular function: mRNA binding. The record is from RefSeq and is a predicted model, not a curated record. The transcript is spliced from 7 exons. Gene Ontology annotation, cellular component: nucleus; cytoplasm; ribonucleoprotein complex. Lineage: Eukaryota; Fungi; Ascomycota; Sordariomycetes; Hypocreales; Nectriaceae. The coding region runs from base 1 to 930 and encodes 309 amino acids.
AUGACGACGGAGGUGUCCUCCACCCGGCUUUACUUGGGAAACCUCCCUCGAAAUGCUACCAAGUCCGAUGUUGAGGCUCACUUUGCGACUCAUGGAACCGGAGAAAUCACCGAGGUCAAGCUGAUGAACGGCUUCGGUUUCAUCGAGUACAAGGAUCCCAUGGACGCUCAAGAUGUUGUCCCGGCCUUUCACGGAUCGAACUUUAUGGGAGAACGACUCACUGUCCAGUUUGCUCAUGGCCCCCGGCACCGAGAGGGUGGCUUCGGCAACCACGAGCGCGCCGCUCCGCGGCCUCGCCGUACCCCUCAUCGAAUGCAGAUCACGGGACUCCCGAACGAUACCAGUUGGCAGGAUCUCAAAGACUUUGCGCGUCAGUCCAGCUUGGACGUGGUCUAUUCUGAGACUGGACGCGACUCGAACGGCCGAGGAUUCGUCGAAUUCGAGACUGCUGCGGACCUGAGGACCGCUGUAGAGAAGCUCGACGGUCGCGAAUUCAAGGGACAGCGCGUCCAAUGUGUUGCUGACACUCAGCCUGACGUUCCCGCCCGCGACCGCGGUCGAUCCCGCUCUCCGGGACGACGUCCGUACCCACCUCCCGUGGAUGACUACGACCGCCGUGGUCCUCCUCGCGGCUAUAGUCCUCGCCGCGAUGGAUACGGCUACCGUGACCGAAGCCCACGACGAGACUACUAUGAUGACCGAGCCCGCUAUCGAUCACCACCUCGCCGACCAAUGGAGGACUAUCCUCCUCCCCCUCCUCGCGGUCGCUAUGAUGACCCGUACCGACGCGACUACCCUCCUCCCCCCGACCCUUAUGCCAAUGGUCGGCCGCCGUACGACCGGCCUCCCCGAGACUUCCCUCCGCGAGAGGGUGGAUAUCCCAGGGAGGGAUAUCCCCGUGAUUACGAUCGUGGUGGACGCUACUGGUAA